GAUAAGAAGCACAUGCCGUUGUCUUACAAAUUUACUUUUGUCAUUACAAGUAAAAUAAACCCUUCGUUUUUUACUAGUUUACUGUGUUAAUAACGAUUUGAUUAUAAUAUAUAUUUUCUAUACCGAUCCUAAAGCCAAGUUCAAUCAUUUUAAGUAUUUUUUUAUUAUUAUUUUACAAAAAUGAUGUCACAGAGUGGUGCUCCGAUUCUGGUGUUAAACACCAACACCAAAAGGAAGUUUGGACAUAAAGUCCAGCUAGAAAAUAUCGCUGCAGGUAAAGCUAUUGCUGAUGUAGUACGUACAUGUAUUGGACCUAGAGCUAUGCUUAAAAUGUUAAUGGACCCAAUGGGUGGUAUUGUGAUGACAAAUGAUGGUAAUGCUAUUCUACGAGAAAUUACAGUUCAACAUCCUGCCGCUAAAUCAUUUAUUGAAAUUGCUCGCACUCAAGACGAAGAAGUAGGUGAUGGUACAACAUCAGUUGUAGUACUCGCUGGUGAAAUACUUGGAAUCGCAGAACAAUUUUUAGAGCAAAAAAUUCAUCCCACUGUUAUAAUUAGAGCGUAUCGUCAAGCUUUAGAGGACAUGUUGAACAUUUUAGAUAAAGAUUUUAGCACUCCAUUAUCCUUGGAUGAUGAGCCUAAACUAAUUGAAGUGAUAAAAUCCUGUGUUGGGACAAAGUUUAUUGGACGCUGGUCAGAUUUGGCAUGUAGUAUUGCCUUGAAUGCUGUUAAAACUGUUAGUAUUCGAGAUGAAGGUCGUACAGAAAUUGAUAUUAAACGGUAUGCCAAAGUUGAAAAGGUUCCUGGUGGUGCGAUUGAAGAUUCUCAGGUGUUAAAUGGUAUCAUGUUGAACAAAGAUGUUACUCAUCCAAAAAUGAGAAGAUUGAUAAAAAAUCCUAGAAUUAUUCUUUUGGACUGUUCUUUGGAGUUCAAAAAAGGAGAAAGUCAAACAGAAGUUGAAAUUGUCAAGGAAACUGAUUUUACUAGGUUAUUACAGAUUGAAGAAGAAUAUAUUCAGCAAAUAUGUUCUGAUAUUAUUGCAUUAAAACCAGACUUGGUUUGUACUGAAAAAGGAGUUUCUGAUUUGGCACAGCAUUUCUUAUUAAAAGCCAAUAUAUCUGUAUUGAGACGUUUAAGAAAAUCUGACAAUAAUCGUGUUGCAAGAGCUUGCAAUGCCACUAUUGUCACACGUACAGAUGAAUUACGUGAAAGUCAUGUUGGUACUGGUGCUGGAUUGUUUGAAAUUAAAAAAAUUGGUGAUGAAUAUUUCACUUUCAUUACUGAAUGUGCUAAUCCAAAGGCUUGCACUAUUUUGCUUAGGGGACCAAGCAAGGACAUAUUGAAUGAAGUUGAACGUAAUUUACAAGAUGCUUUACAUGUAGCUAAAAACAUUAUGUUGAACCCUAAAUUGGUAUCAGGCGGUGGUUCUAUUGAAAUGGCUAUAUCACAGGCUUUAGUUAAGAAAAGUUCUGAAAUAGCUGGCGUUACUCAAUGGCCAUACAAAGCUGUAGCUCAAGCAUUAGAAGUUAUUCCACGUACACUUUUGCAAAAUUGUGGUGUCAGUACUAUUAGAACAAUGACAUCUUUAAGAGCCAAACAUGCAGUAAGUGGUAAUGAAACUUGGGGAAUUAAUGGUGAGACUGGUGAAAUAGCCAAUAUGAAGGAUCUUAAAGUAUGGGAACCAAUUGUAGUCAAGUCCCAAGUAUAUAAAACUGCUAUUGAAACGGCUAUACUAUUAGUACGUAUUGAUGAUAUUGUGUCUGGUACCAAGAAGAAGGGUGAUGAAGGACAGCCAAAAGCAACAGCACAACCUACUGAAGAGUCUAUGAAAGAAUAGUUUUAUAUUUAUUCAACUUUUUUCACAAAUUCCUAAAAUCUAAUCUAUGUAAACACUAUUAAUAUUAUUACUAAUCUUAUGUCAAAUUAUUCGACGUAUUAUUAUUA
Messenger RNA from Sipha flava (yellow sugarcane aphid), 1943 nucleotides. Its product is annotated as T-complex protein 1 subunit gamma-like. The coding region runs from base 181 to 1836 and encodes 551 amino acids. Gene Ontology annotation, cellular component: chaperonin-containing T-complex. The record is from RefSeq and is a predicted model, not a curated record. Gene Ontology annotation, molecular function: ATP binding; ATP-dependent protein folding chaperone; ATP hydrolysis activity. The transcript has 2 exons. Gene Ontology annotation, biological process: protein folding. Lineage: Eukaryota; Metazoa; Arthropoda; Insecta; Hemiptera; Aphididae.